CCCGCCCCCGGCCGGGUCCUUUUAAUGGCGCGGCGCAGUGGUGCGGCGGGCUCUCCGGCGGCCCAGCGCAGAGGACGAGACGAACCAGCAUGUCGGGGACCCGAGCCUCCAACGACCGGCCCCCCCACACAGGCGGCGUCAAGCGGGGGCGGCUGCAGCACGAGGCGGCGACCACCGGCUCCCGGGUGACCGUGGUGUUGGGCGCGCAGUGGGGGGACGAGGGCAAAGGCAAGGUGGUGGACCUGCUGGCCACGGACGCCGACAUCAUCAGCCGCUUCCAGGGGGGCAACAAUGCUGGCCACACCGUGGUGGUGGACGGCAAGGAGUACGACUUCCACCUGCUGCCCAGCGGCAUCAUCAACACCAAGGCCAUGUCCUUCAUUGGCAACGGAGUGGUUGUCCACUUACCAGGCUUGUUCGAAGAAGCAGAAAAGAAUGAGAAGAAAGGCCUGAAGGACUGGGAGAAGAGGCUCAUCAUCUCUGACCGGGCCCACCUCGUGUUCGAUUUUCACCAGGCGGUGGAUGGGCUCCAGGAGGUGCAGAGGCAGGCCCAGGAGGGCAAGAACAUCGGCACCACCAGGAAGGGGAUUGGACCGGCCUACUCGUCCAAGGCGGCCCGCACGGGGCUCCGCAUCUGUGACCUCCUGUCGGACUUCAGCGAGUUCUCCACCCGAUUCAAGAACCUGGCCCAUCAGCACCAGUCCAUGUUCCCCACUUUGGAAAUCGACGUCGAAGGUCAACUCAAAAGGCUCAAGGGCUUCGCUGAGCGGAUCCGACCCAUGGUCCGAGACGGCGUUUACUUCAUGUACGAGGCGCUGCAUGGCACCCCCAAGAAAAUCCUCGUGGAAGGCGCCAACGCAGCCCUCCUCGACAUUGACUUUGGGACCUACCCCUUUGUGACGUCAUCCAACUGCACGGUGGGCGGCGUGUGCACCGGCCUGGGCAUCCCCCCCCAGAACAUAGGCGAGGUCUACGGCGUGGUUAAGGCCUACACCACACGCGUGGGCAUCGGCGCCUUCCCCACCGAGCAGAUCAACGAGAUCGGGGACCUGCUGCAGAGCCGCGGCCACGAGUGGGGGGUGACCACGGGCAGGAAGAGACGCUGUGGCUGGCUGGACCUGAUGAUCCUCAGAUAUGCCCACAUGGUCAACGGAUUCACCGCGCUGGCCUUAACGAAGCUGGACAUCCUGGACGCCCUGGACGAGAUUAAAGUCGGCAUCGCGUACAAGCUCAGUGGAAAGCGGAUCCCCUACUUCCCAGCCAACCAGGAGAUUCUGCAGAAGGUGGAGGUGGAGUAUGAAAUUCUGCCUGGGUGGAAAGCGGACACUACGGGUGCCAGGAAGUGGGAGGACCUGCCCCCACAGGCCCAGAGCUACAUCCGGUUUGUGGAGAACCACGUUGGAGUGGCAGUGAAAUGGGUUGGUGUUGGCAGAUCCAGAGAUUCGAUAAUCCAGCUGUUUUAGACAAAGACAGAGCUGAUGCCAGCAGGCCACGUCCACGCCAGCAGCCACAGCAGUGUUCUUUCCGCAGCCAGCAAAACCAACGCCGUAAACAAAGAGAUCUGAAAACUAUUUACUUUACUUUUAUAUUUCUCUUUAAACCUUCAACUCCACCUGCUAAUUUCUACAGCAACUUUAAACAUCUGAAAACCAGCGUUGGGUACAUUUUUUAAAAUCCUGCUAUUUCAAAUGAGCCGAAGCGCUCAAAACA
Molecule: messenger RNA, 1710 nt
Organism: Kogia breviceps (pygmy sperm whale)
Lineage: Eukaryota; Metazoa; Chordata; Mammalia; Artiodactyla; Physeteridae
Gene: ADSS1
Product: adenylosuccinate synthase 1
Biological process (GO): 'de novo' AMP biosynthetic process; IMP metabolic process
Cellular component (GO): cytoplasm
Molecular function (GO): adenylosuccinate synthase activity; GTP binding
Source: RefSeq, a predicted model, not a curated record